AUGUCAAUAAAUUCCAUUGAAAAUCUUUCUGAUGAAUUGUUUUAUGAAAUUUUCGAUUAUCUUAAUGGUUGUGAAAUCUAUCAUACUUUUUCAAAUCUUAAUUAUCGUUUUGAACAAUUAAUCAAUUCUUCAUCACUUCUAUUAAAAAUUAAUUCUUUACGUUCAAAAGAAAUAUUUAUGAAUAAUUAUCAACAAGUUUUACACCUCAAUAAAGAUCAAAUAUUUUCAAUUCACUUAUGGUUAUCAGAAAAUACUAAUCAAAUUAUUUCAUCACUUAAUAUCGAUUCAUCAUUUAUUCGUCUUGAAUCUCUUAUUUUUAAUUCCAUUGAACCAGAUCUAUUAAAUACACUUCUUCCUAAAUUGAUUUAUUUACCUCGUCUUUUCUCGUUAAUAAUCGAUACCUGGUCUGCUCAAAAAGAGUUAGGUGAUACCUAUCGAUUAAUUUUCAAUUUACCAAAAUUAAAAUAUAUCAAAUAUACAGCAAUGGAAUCUAAUGAUAUUGAUAUAACUAUUUCAUUACCAAUUGUUACUAAUGAACAAUUAACUUCUAUUGAACAUCUUAUUAUCGAUCAUCCUUGUGCUAUCGAUGAACUUUUUGCUAUAACAUCUUAUACUCCACAUCUUCGUCGUUUAAAAUUUUUAAGUCUUACCGAUCGAAAUGUAAAUAUUAGAAAUGUUAAACCAAUUAUAUUACAAAAUUUAAUACAUCUUUCUAUUUAUAUAUAUAGCACAAUGACAUUUAAUAUAUUUCAAAUAUUUAUUAGUAAUUUAAAUUCGAAAAUAAAAUUUUUAUCAUUGACAACAGUGAUUGAAGAUAUUAAUUAUCUUGAUGCUAAUCGAUGGGAAAAUUUUAUUUUAACAAAAUUACCUCAAUUAGAAAAAUUUUAUUUUAAAUACAGUGCAUAUUUAGAAGAAAAUUAUGAAACUCCAAUAUAUCUUGGACAUCGUGAUCAAUUUAUUUCAUCAUUUUGGCUUCAACGACGAUGGAUAUUAGAUAUUGAAUUUGAAUUUGAAAAUAUCAUUUAUUCAAUACGUCCAUAUCAAAAAAGAUGGUAUGAAUAUGAUACACAAAAUAUGAUGAUUAAUUCUUCUGAUGACUUAUCAAAAUCUAUUCGACUUCGUCUAGAUGAUCUAUGUCCUGAAAAAUGGACAAAGACAAUAUACUUAAAUGAUUAUAUUAAUUAUACAUUAACUUUAACACAAAUUCAUCAUUUAGAAAUUCAUGCAAAAAUUUUUUGUGAUAAAUUAAUGGAAAUUUUACAUUUAUUACCUGAUAUUAUAACAUUAAAAAUUUUUUCUUUACCAAUUUUAAAACAAGGAAAUUUAUCAAACGAUGAAAUUGAAUUUCUUUGUAUACUAUUACCUAAAAAUCAAAUUCGAAAAAUUUGUUUUGAAAAUAUGGAAGAUGUGGAUGAACUUUAUAUGUUACUUUUAAUAUGUUCACGUAUAAAUCAUCUUCAAAUUCAAUGUAUUAAUUAUACGCAUGCUGAAUUAUUAAUGGAACUUAUUUUAACAGAAAUUAAGGGUGUAUCUAAUUCUUUACUUCGAUUAUUAUGUUUUUCUAUUCCAGAAGCACAUGAUGAAAUGAUUGAAAAAUUCGAAAAAAUGAUUGAUAGAGAAAAUGUACGUUUUGAUUUUAUAAUUAAACAUGUUAUGGAUAAAAUCUAUUUAAAAUGGAAAUAA
Rotaria sp. Silwood1 is the source of this 1683-nucleotide messenger RNA. The record is from the annotation of a GenBank genome assembly. NCBI's taxonomy places the organism in Eukaryota, Metazoa, Rotifera, Eurotatoria, Philodinida, Philodinidae.